AUUGGAGGGACGGAAUCUUCGUUCAGCUGGUCAGCAUCGGUAAUUGCAGUUGGGGAUGACUGUCGGCAGUCCGCGUGACUAUGAUCGGUAUUCUACGAAGGCUCAGAAUAUCGCUGACUAGAUACGCGCAGCAAGAUUGAACGGCAGUGCAGUCUAGAAGUUGGGCUUUAGAGAAAUUUUUUCUUUCUGGGUGAAGUGAGCAAGAGCAGUAGGGCUUCCCGCGGCCGAGGGUUGGUAUUCUGCAUGCGGCAGACGAAAAGUAUGGCCUAGGCUUGUUUCGGUCGGGAGCAUCAAUUUAUGGUUCUGGUUCGAUGUUCCCACGCACGUGAAUUUGAACUGCGGACAGGAAACGCCUAACGCUCACGUCGAAUUCUGCAACUGGAAAUAAUCGGUCGCAGGUUGUCACGACGAUUGUGCUGCAGAGAAGCUCUGGGAAGACUUCGAGACGAGCUUGACGAGUGACACUGUCAAUUCAGUUUCAUCAUGGAAUGUAUAGUACAGGGUAUCUUGGAAACGCAGUACGUAGAUGCACUGGAGGUUUUGCUGCAAGGGCUCUGCGGAGGCCUCCGGGAAACACUCAAGGUUCAUGAAUUUUAUCUAAAAAGCGGAAACAAUAUGGGUUCUGUCAGUUCGGAACUCAAUCUUUGCUGCUCCCUUUCUGGACCACAGCCCGUAUGGACUGUGAGACACGUUGGGGGUCCUAUGAGAGGCGCAGCUUCAGAUCAGCUGUCUGCUCUUGUACGUAGUAUUUUUGAAGCAGAUAUCAGCAACAACGGACUCCGCUUUUUAUAUGCUUUGGGAUACAAGCUGGACUACGAGAUUCUACGCACUGGAUUUUCCUUUUGUUUCCAAAGAGUAGUGCCCAUCACUGUAAAAGUAUCGUGCAUUUGUCGACUUCCUAAGCUGCAUGCUAUUGACGAGGCAGUACCGGUCACGCCCACUCUCUAUUUGGUGGAGGUGUUUGCACCUGCUUCAGCCGACAACUAUGCCGAAGUGGUUGCUGCAAUAUCGUCUUUUGCCGAAUUUUUGGCUCCAUUACUACAUCUGUCAAAGCCAGGCGUUUUUACCGGAGUUGUGCCGACAGCAGCUACUGCGGCGGCAUCUUUAAUUUCAAGAGCAGCCUUGAAAUAAUUUCAAGGACUGCCGAAAGGUUGUAACGUACAAUUCAUGCCCAUCGACUUCCGUUUAGAAGUUGAUGCACCCCAGUUUAGAAGAAGCUUCAUCGAUACGGCAGAGAAACAACAUAUAACGAGGCUUUACGCUGAAGAUUCUGGCCAACUUCACCAAAUGUAAACUGGGUGUCUUAAACGUCACGAAGUGUUCCUGACUAGAAUCAAAAUCGAGAAAAGAGACCGGCGGGUUAGUAGUUGUCCUUAGUUUACUUCGUGUUCAUGUGACUAAGAACUGGUUAGGAGAUCUAGGAGGUAGAAUCAUCACGGUUUUGUAGGAAUUUUGAGCAUGUUCCAUGGAGCACUCUGAUAUCUGCAUCUUACAGGACAACAGGGUGCUCAGCACUUUUCUCUGUUCAAGGACCAAAUAAAGUUAAGCCUUUCUGAUUACCAC
Marchantia polymorpha subsp. ruderalis is the source of this 1563-nucleotide messenger RNA. The record is from the annotation of a GenBank genome assembly. Lineage: Eukaryota; Viridiplantae; Streptophyta; Marchantiopsida; Marchantiales; Marchantiaceae.